This is a messenger RNA of Akanthomyces muscarius, 2307 nucleotides long. RefSeq lists its product as uncharacterized. Gene Ontology annotation, cellular component: NatC complex. The coding region runs from base 1 to 2307 and encodes 768 amino acids. Gene Ontology annotation, biological process: N-terminal peptidyl-methionine acetylation. Lineage: Eukaryota; Fungi; Ascomycota; Sordariomycetes; Hypocreales; Cordycipitaceae. The transcript is spliced from 7 exons. The record is from RefSeq and is a predicted model, not a curated record.
AUGGCGGACUAUGCGGUCGACCCAGAAGAGAUAGCCAGGCUCUCCCUCGCCCAGGAUUCGGAGCAGUUCCCGCCGCCAUCUAUUCACAGCCCGGGCGUGGUUCCCAUAGACAUAACGGCCAAGUUUGCCGAGGCUGUCAAGACUUUGGAACCGGGGGAACUUGUCAAAGAUGGCUUCUUUACACUCUUUGAGUCCGUCUCGGCACUCGAGAUUGGUGAUCCAAAAAUGGACAGUGGCUGUGUCGCCCCAGGGGAAAAGUUUGAGGAGGAGUAUGAUGUCUCGCGAAGGCUGCUUCCGGAAGAGGUCCUGGGCAUAAUCGAUGAGCUCAUUUGCCAUGAAAUUUCAUGGCACCUCGGCUACCCAUUAUCACAGACGCUAUUCACCAGCGUCUAUGUCGAGGCGCUUUCCAUGCCCGACCCUGCCAGUAUUGGCGAGGCCCAGUUUGUGAGAUCCAGCAGCUCCGAGAGUAGGACUGAGCCCAUGCUGCAGAUUCUCCGGGCCUACUGUCUGGGCAUGCUCAAAGGUUGCAGCUAUGUGAAUGAGCGCAUACAGAUGGAACACUACUAUGAGGAAGAGGAUUUCGUGAUAAAUACAUACAACCGCACCCUGCUCAGGCGCAUAUCAACACGCAACAUUCACUCCGCCCUCAGCGAAGCCCAAGGGCUACUCACCCUGUUGAAGGAUGAUGUUUCUGAGGAAGUUCUGCAGGCGCUAUCGGCUCGUCUGAGCCUGCGCCGCGUUUUUCUCGAGGCUGCAGAGUCGCCGGAGAACAAGCGGGAUUUUGCCAAGGCUCAAGCGCCUUGGAUCGAAGCGGCCGACUAUCUCCCCAUCAUUGAAAAGACGCAUGCACUGGCAAAAGAUGUCGACGAAGCCUUUUCAGCCAAACUGCAGAGAAAGCUAGCCAGUACCAUGCCGCCGCGUCCCAUCGUGCAGCUCGACUUUAAGGAAGCCUUUACCCACCUGUCCCGCAUGUUUGAGGAUGGCCGCGAGGUCAUCAACGUACUCAAGUAUACUGACUCCCAAUGCCUCCUGACAUUUGUGUCAACAUUCCAGGCCAAGAAGCCCCAACCCCUCGUCUACGUGAGAACUCUCUUGCAGACACUUCUCUUUGAUGAAAUGCAGAUUCUCGGACAUAUGAGCAUUCGGCAGCUCCUCGACGAUGAUCUCUCCAUCUUCACGCUCCCCGCCAGCCCGCUCCUCGCGCGCAGCAACGAUGAUAUCGAGGCCGUUCACGACGUCCGUUUCAUAAUGUCGCAGCAGACGGAACUCUUCCGCCAGCGUGCCGCCCAGCCAUUCCUCGACAUUCUGCGCACUUUUUGCCAAAACCGCUGCCGCAUCCGCCGCACGCUUUGCCAUCUUAUCCGCGACUGGGAGGACCUGCAAAUGGACGCCGAGGACAUUGACCACGUCUUGCAGGUAAAGACCAACGAGCAGCCCCUCGUCCACCGCGCCUCUAUGCUGAGCAGCUCAGCCCGACCCGUCGAGUCCUAUGCCCUCUCGCUGUCUUCUUGGGCCUACCUUUACAAGCUGCGCCUGAUGGAGACGAUUGUCCAACUCGGUUUCGAGCUCGAGGUCUACCAGCCGGAUGAGCACCUCGGCAUGUACUGGUACCUCAACUACCUCGCCAAGGGCCGCUUGCAGCAUGCCGAGCGCAUCAAGUCCUUCAUCAUCCACCGCGUGGAGGAGUUCCGCGCCUCGCCCAGCCAAGAUCCCGACGCGGAGAAGCAGCUCCAGCGCGCCCUCGCCGCCACCCGCCUCACCCUCCUCGACGCCGCCGUUACCUGGGAGCUCUCUGAUGCCCUUUCGUGCCUGCACACUGUCCUCGCGCGCCACAAGCUCGUGCGUAGCCCACCGCGGCCCUACAGCGACGACGCGCUCCGCUACGAGCUGCGCAUGCGGCCCUUUGCCGCCAUCGGCUUGCCUUCGCUACCGUCGUUUGCCGAUUUUGAGGCCGAGUCACGCCAGGCGACGACGCCAUCAGCGGAGAUUCUGGCGUACGGCGAGCGCGCGCUUGUCGGCGCGAAAAAGGGCUUCGAGGCCCUCAGCAGGCUCUCGGCCGAAGAGUCGUUUUCGGUCGGCUCGCACGAGCGCUGGGUGGUUGACGUCAAGAACGGCCUCAAGUCGUGCAUCGCGACGGGCAUUGCGAUUACGACGCUACAGAAGACGCUGGCGGGUGUGGAUGAGAAGAAGCCGGGCGAGGAGCUGCUGAAGGGCAAGGCGCUGGGCUUGAAGGUUGAGAUUCCGACGCCGGACAAGACUUAUCACCCAUCUUGGAUCGUACCUAGAGUAACAGUUAUACCCAAUUGA